GUGUGUGCAAUAACUCAUUUUGCGCUCCUAAACAACGUCUACAAAAUAGUCUACUCUCUUACAAAUUCUAUUUUUGGAAACGGAAAACUGUAUGGAGAUCAAAUGUUUAAUCGAUGAGAAAAGGGGCAGAAUUUGGGCCAAAAUCCAUCUCGCGCUAUCUUCUCCCACUGCCGGCAACUGGGCUUCCUCCUCAUCGCCAUAUUUGGUAGUGAGUGCAAACGCCAACCAGAUGCUUCACAUUAAUACAUCCAGUGAAAUAUCUGGCUCAUUGUUAUGUCUGUCUGGUGCUUUCAUGACAACUGGGAACUCGGAAAAUACGAGUUCAAAUCAUUACAUCGGUGAUCUUCAGGUCGGAAACUCUGAGCUCGAGAAAGAGACCCGAGUUUCCAAGCUGGAAUUUCGAGUUGGGUGGCCAUUCAAAAUAAUUUUCAGUCGGAGCUCGUUUUUUCGGGAGUUCUCAGUUGUUGUGAACGCGGCAGUACCCCCCCACCCCACUCUCGCUGCGCGACGAACGUAAUAAAUGUGGGCACCAGGCAGGCGCGUACUGUAUUUAUAGCUUCUCCUUUAUUGUUUACAAGUAGCCUAGCUAGCUACUCCACGACGUACCUCCUUUAGUUGAUUAAUUUAAGUAAAAAUGUAUGAUGUGGCUCAUUUAAAGGAAGAUACAUGCAGAUUUUUUUGAAGAUAAGUGAAGUUAGGAAACGUCAAGUGUUUGUGUAGACAAGGUGAAGAUUGAGGACGAGAUGGAAGAUGGUACACCUCCAGGACGAUCUGUGGGAAUUGCAGACGCUGACGAUGCUCCCUCAAGCUCAUCAGCAGCAUCAACGCGAAAGAGAAAGUCUGAUGUGCUCCGAGAUGCUAAGCCCAAGAAGAAAAAGAAGGCCAAAGUCAGCCGCCCCCCAAGGCUUGGCUACACUGUUGAACAAGGAGAGGAUAUGCUUCUGAUCAUAUCGAAUACAAAUCAGUAUGAUAACAUAUGGCGGCCAAACACGAAAGGAAGAAAGAAAAAGAAAAUCCUUAAAGGAAAAGCCAAAGUCACUCCAGCAAAGAAGAAGAAUACGGUUCUUCCAAAGGGUAAAGCCACAAAGAAGCCACUGAUCAAGAAAGGUGAACUGGAGCCCACAAUGCAACACCACCAAGAGGAGGGCUUUGACAGCUGGGGUCAGAGCCUACCAGUGGAAGUGUUAGUUAAUAUUUUCAAGAUUGUAGUUCACCAAGAUGGUGCAGUACCAUUCCUGUGCAGGGUGGCUAAGGUGUGCCACCUAUGGAAUGCAGCUGCAGCCAGUCCUGCUCUGUGGCGCAGUGUGUCUGUGGGUUACUGCUGGUUGGAACCUGGUAAAACCCACUUACCUAAAACUGUACUGAAGAUCAGGAACACUGUAAGCUGGCUUGCACAGAACAGAUUCUCCCAAUUAAGAGACUUUUCUCUUAAUCACUGGAAAAAUAAUGUUGACCAUGUUGUGGAGGUUUUGUCCCAGUCCUGCCCCCAUCUCCGCUCACUCAAGCUGUCAUACUGUACAGGCGUGACUGAGAAAGCCUUUCAGAGCCUCAGUGGCAGCUGCCAGUCCCUGGAUAGCAUUAACGUCCAGUACUCUGAGAUACAGGUUGAAGGGCUUGUCACCUUCUUGGAAUCCUAUGGCAGUCAACUUAGACAGAUUCUGUUCACCCAUGGGCCCAGGAAUGACCGACUUCUCACUGCUAUCUCCAGAGGAUGCUGCCCUGAGUUGCAAUUGCUGGAAAUUAACACGAAGCUGGACAGUGGAUAUUGCCAGCUUCCAAUUUGCAUCCAAGCUUUGCAAAAUGGCUGUCCUAAACUGCAGACUUUUCGGAUGCUGAAUGUCAUUCCGAUGCCUAAAAUGACUCGUAAUGGGUCGGGUUCCACAUCUGGCUUCCCUUUACUGGAGGAGCUGUGUAUGGCCACUACAGCUGUUUCCUUUAUGACUGACCAAGACUUGACUAAGAUUGUCUACGACUCCCCUAAACUGCGUGUGCUGGACCUGAGAGGUUGUUCUCGGAUCACAGCAGCCGGGCUCUCUUCUCUACCAUGUGAAGAGCUUGAGUGUCUGUACUGGGGACUGUACUUCAGCAGCAAUGUCACAGUAUCGUUGUCCAAGAAGGGAAUUCACCUGCUGACCCAGAAAUGGAGUGGUACCUUGCAGGAGCUAGACCUUGCCAACCAGCUCUUCUCUGAAGAAGACAUGGAGAUUGCCAUGGGCCAUCUAGCUCAGAGAACUGGAGAAAACCCCCUACGUUCGCUCAAUCUUAGCGGGACCAAGGUCACAACACCUGCCCUCCGGUUAGUUAUAGGCCAGUCUACAGCACUCAAUUACUUAAACUUGUCUUCCUGCCGUUACCUUCCAAGAGGUCUGAAGAAACUGUAUCGUGGCCAAGAAGAAAUCCACCAGCUGCUGGACAAAUUAGAGUAAUCUAUUGGUCCAGUUAUUUGUUCUAAGAAUGCCUGCAAAAGGACAUUGUCUUCAAACCAAUCAUAAAAGUGAAUAUGAAUCCCCCCCCCAAUAGCUUAGCUUUAAAACAUGUGUAACAGUAUAACUUUAGACCGUCCCCUCGCCCAUACCCGGGCUCGAACCAGGGACCCUCUGCACACAUCAACAACAGUCACCCACGAAGCAUCGUUACCCAUCGCUCCACAAAAGCCGCGGCCCUUGCAGAGCAAGGGGAACUACUACUUCAAGGUCUCAGAGCAAGUCACUCAAUCCACAAUUUAUUUUUGUCAUUUUUUUUAUCUGUAUGUUGGUUUUAUUCUUGACUCUCUCAACAUGACUGGAAAGCUCUAAGCUGAUGUGUAAAUAUGUUGAAUAAAAUGUGGUUUCAAUUA
Molecule: messenger RNA, 2836 nt
Organism: Oncorhynchus tshawytscha (Chinook salmon)
Lineage: Eukaryota; Metazoa; Chordata; Actinopteri; Salmoniformes; Salmonidae
Gene: fbxl6
Product: F-box and leucine-rich repeat protein 6
Exons: 10
Coding region: 744-2426 (560 amino acids)
Biological process (GO): SCF-dependent proteasomal ubiquitin-dependent protein catabolic process
Cellular component (GO): SCF ubiquitin ligase complex
Molecular function (GO): protein binding
Source: RefSeq, a predicted model, not a curated record